Messenger RNA from Dama dama (fallow deer), 1587 nucleotides. It is a transcript of the gene CCDC65, whose product is annotated as coiled-coil domain containing 65. The coding region runs from base 12 to 1505 and encodes 497 amino acids. Gene Ontology annotation, cellular component: axonemal dynein complex; axoneme. The transcript is spliced from 8 exons. The record is from RefSeq and is a predicted model, not a curated record. NCBI's taxonomy places the organism in Eukaryota, Metazoa, Chordata, Mammalia, Artiodactyla, Cervidae. Gene Ontology annotation, biological process: regulation of cilium movement; cilium-dependent cell motility; axonemal dynein complex assembly.
CAGAUUCAGCUAUGUCUAAGAAAGGGAAAAAAGCCAAGGUGCCGCUGUCGGAUGAGGAGCAGCUGCUUCUGUUUCAGCAGAAGUUGCUGGCAGAGGAGGAGAUGUCCAAGAGGAAAGAGAGGCUCCUGAACCAGUUCUUGAAGGACAAGCUGGCCAAGGAGGAGCACAAUAGUGCUCUGAACCUUAAUAAGAUUAAUACACAGUGGAGAACGGUCCUUCGGGAAGUCAAGACCAGAGAGCUUCAUAAGGACAUUGAGAUCCUCAGCCAAACAUUUGAACGAGUGGUGGACUGCAAGGACAGUGUCAUCAAGUCUUUAGCAAAGGACCUGUCGGAAGCUGAGGAGCAGUAUGCCCACGCCCUGCGCAGCCACUUGCAUAGCAUCGACCAGCUCUUGGCCCUGCAGAGAUGCCGGCUCAACCUCCUAGAGGAAAAUUACAACAUGGAGCUGGAGGCCCUAACCAAGGAGUUUGAGACUGAAAGGAAAACAAUUAUUGAUCAACAUGAAAAAGAGAUUCACUACCUACAAGAUGUUUUCAUGGCCAUGGAGCAGAAUUACAUAGAUUCUGAAUAUGAAAGCAAGCUGGAGUUCCAGAGCAUGUGGGACGAUCUGAAAAACAAGAAUUUAGAAGAGAAGCACUUUCUAAGACUGCAACUGGAGAACAUAGUAGAAGAUCUGUGGAGAAGGUUCCAGGAUGCACUCAAGAAUUACACUGAUGCCACAGAGGAUCGAAAGAUUGCCUUCGAGACUCUCAAGGUGAAGGACGAGAAAAGCUCCAAAGAGAUUGAAGUACAGAUGAAAAAAAUACAGAAACUACAGGAUGCCAUCAUCAUUUUAAAAGGCAAGAUCCUGGUGCACAGCCGAGAGAGUGAAGAACAGAAUCAGGACAUUCGUGAAGACAAGGAGUUGGUCCUGGUACAACUGCGGAAACUUAAGGCCCAGAGGACUCAAGCCCGGGGAAUAGCGCAGGAGAACUUAGUCAAACUCACCCUGGAAAGCAAUGCUACCCUCAAGGCCCUGAGGGAGAUUGUCGACAAGGGUGAAAAGAUUCUUAAACUUGCUGAAAUAUGUAGGAAAUUUGAAACAGAAGAAGAAAAGGUGCUGCCUUUUUAUUCAUCGGCAUUGACUCCCGCAGAGCAGGAAGAGAUAGAGACAAUGGACCCAGAGUUUAAGGAAGAACUUGGAAAGGUGAUAAUGGACUACAAAGGGAUGGAGAAUUUCUGGAAAAGGUACAACAAAGUGAAACUGGAGCAACUGAGCCUUCGGCACAGACGUGUUCAGUUGUUGGAAAUCAAUGAGAAGCUGCGGGAGAUGCUUAGGCAGUACUUGGAUGGCAUCUCCGUGAGUGAUGAAGUGCUGAGCCAGCUCAACCCACUCUUCAUUGUCAAUCACCGCAGCAACUUACCCCAGCUCUUGCCUGCGCCCACAGCCCAGCCAGGUGACAAAAAACCUCCAGCCACUUACACCAUCAUUGAAGCAGCCCAUGUGGUCUCCCACACCCUGUGAUACAAGGGGAAAACCUCUUUUCAAUUCCCAGAGAAUGUUUUGAGGAACCCAAGGACUUUGCUAUUAAAAAUUACCAUGGAGU